This is a messenger RNA of Guillardia theta CCMP2712, 948 nucleotides long. RefSeq lists its product as hypothetical. Bases 12 to 731 code for a protein of 239 amino acids. The record is from RefSeq and is a predicted model, not a curated record. The transcript is spliced from 3 exons. NCBI's taxonomy places the organism in Eukaryota, Cryptophyceae, Pyrenomonadales, Geminigeraceae.
CCAUAUUCUCCAUGCUCUCCUCGGCGCUACGGUCGCUGGGCGCGACGCUGGAGAAGGCAGGACAGGCGCUGGCAGGAUCGUCGAGGGAGGUGCUCUCACGCCACAGAGAAGUCAUGGCUCUCAAGAGCCACGCCCCCUCCAUCCACAGGACAUGCUUCGUGGCUCCAAGCGCCAAUGUCGUGGGGAAUGUAAAGCUCGCAGAGAAGAGCUCGAUCUGGUAUGGAGCCAUUGUCCGCGGCGAUCUUGCCUCCAUCUCCAUAGGAAGUAUGAGCUCCAUUGCUGACAAGGCAACCAUCUCGCCCAUGGGAGAAGGUUCUGUUCAGAUCGGAAAUCGCGUCCUUGUCGGCCAAGGAGCUGUUGUGGGAGUUGCCACUAUCCAUGAUGACGCGGUGAUCGGGAUGGGCUCGACUAUUGGAGAUAGAGCAGUGAUCGAGAGUGGUGCCUACAUUGCUCCUGGAUCGGUCGUGGCCUCAGGAACUGUUGUCCCCAAGGCCAAGUUGUUCUGUGGUGAACAGGUUCUUCGGGACCUCACCCCCGCUGAAUCUGCUCGGCUUGCGUCGAGUGUAGAAUCGUUGUGCUUCCUCAGACUUGAACACGCUGCUGAAGUCUACAAGGAUGUGAUUGAUAUUGAGCAAGACAAGUCAGACGCCAAGUGGAUGGAGGAGCGAUCGCUGGAUUAUGAUAGCUCUCUUGGACUCCUCAAGAACAAUGAGAGGGCACAGGUUUGGUAAACAUUGCGGGAGGGGACGCCCUGAUGGCUGGAAGACUUCAGAUGAGACAGAAGUUAAUUGCUGAGGAUUCUUGGAUUUUCUUUCAACUCUGUUGUUGAUACUCCUGUAGUUUGAUCCGUUUCACUCAAUACUCUUCGAAUUCGAAUUAGUUUCGGUUUCACGUUCUUAGGUUGAAGGUCAAAAGAGGCUGCACAAGAUUAUAAAUUAUUUCGUACUG